Messenger RNA from Onthophagus taurus, 1050 nucleotides. RefSeq lists its product as uncharacterized. NCBI's taxonomy places the organism in Eukaryota, Metazoa, Arthropoda, Insecta, Coleoptera, Scarabaeidae. The record is from RefSeq and is a predicted model, not a curated record.
UUACGGACGACGACGACUGCCGCGGCGUCUGCAUGUGUACUUUAGUGGCCGCGUAAUGCAGAAAUUAUGCAAAACUAGGUAAUUCCUAGUAUACUAGUGCCAUACGAGACAGUAUGCGACCACGUGACGAUCAUACAAGACGAGACAGAACUUAAUGAAAACGAAUCACAUCGUCUAUCCAACUUGAAAAUCAGUCUAGCUACCUUAUUUUGCAUGAUCGGGACGACGCGACUUGAAUUCCCUAGGUGAGACAUUCUUUCGAGAUGGGUGUGAGCGAUAGGGUUGCUUCGAGGUGGGGAUACUCCUUCGCAUUAUAUAAACAUUGACCAUCAUCGUAAUGAUCAACAGUCUAAGACCAGACAUCAAAAUGGAUAAGCUUCUCUUCGUCUUCAUCGCCAUUUGCAGCUUUCAAUACACCCACCAGUUUCCGAGAGAUUGGAGCAACACCGCCCCGUACAGCCAACACACGCUCAUGUUCAGCAACUUCAACCCAAGAUACACCUACAAACCAGAAGAUUUCAUGUCCGCCUUCGGAUCCGAUGCCAUCUCAACCAACACAUUUUCAGCAGACACACAAUCACUUCAAAACACCGAAACCAAAUCAGAAAACGAACAAUUCGAAGACACCCCAAACACACCGGACUUAAAAAAGAACGACUCCCCAAAAGAAGAAGACGAAGAACAUUCAUGGCCUUUCAAGAACCAACCCAACUCGAAAUCCGGCGGCGUUUACAGUUCUUUCUUCCCAAUCAUGAUACAAGGUGGAUCUAGUAAAGGACUUGGAAGGGACGCCAGCGAAUAUACCCCAGGAUCUUCAACAGCCAUCGCGAACAGUUUCAGCACCGGACGAGGGGGCGUUGCUAGCAGUCAUGCCACUUCUUUAGGGGAUCCUUAUUUAAGCAUGCUCUUUAGAAACGCCGUCUUUAAAAAGGCUAUGGAGAAAAGCGAAUAAACAAAGGGAUCCGUUUGGAAAUUUUACCAAUUUCUUUUUUAUCAUGCUGUGCUUUCAUUUUACUUAAUGUAAAUAAAUAUAAGAUUUUUUAAGCAAUA